AUGCACGAAAUUUUCGUUCCCAAAGAUACAGAUGUGUUUGUCAGUAUUCUCGCCUCAAACAGCAAUCCAGAUAUCUGGGGACCAGAUUCCUAUGAGUGGAAGCCUGAAAGGUGGCUCACGUCUAUGCCGGACGCAGUCAUCGAGACGCAUGUUCCGGGAGUGUAUUCGCAUCUUAUGACUUUUCUUGGAGGUGGAAGAUCUUGCAUUGGCUUCAAGUUUUCUCAGCUGGAAAUGAAAGUUGUAUUGUCACUCUUAGUAGCGUCCUUCAAGUUUUCGCCAUCGAACAAAGAAGUAGUCUGGAAGAUGACUGGUAUUGUCACGCCCACUACAGUAGGUAACAAGACGCCAACUCCUGAGUUGCCUCUCGUCGUCGAACUCGUGGCGUAA
Molecule: messenger RNA, 387 nt
Organism: Cyclocybe aegerita
Lineage: Eukaryota; Fungi; Basidiomycota; Agaricomycetes; Agaricales; Hemipholiotaceae
Source: the annotation of a GenBank genome assembly